Zychaea mexicana is the source of this 1865-nucleotide messenger RNA. RefSeq names its product pyridoxal phosphate-dependent transferase. Lineage: Eukaryota; Fungi; Mucoromycota; Mucoromycetes; Mucorales; Lichtheimiaceae. Gene Ontology annotation, molecular function: sphinganine-1-phosphate aldolase activity; pyridoxal phosphate binding. The transcript has 8 exons. Gene Ontology annotation, biological process: sphingolipid catabolic process; carboxylic acid metabolic process. Bases 94 to 1749 code for a protein of 551 amino acids. The record is from RefSeq and is a predicted model, not a curated record. Gene Ontology annotation, cellular component: endoplasmic reticulum.
CUCUCUCUCUCUCUCUCUUCCUCUUCUCCCGACACACGUUUUUUCCCUUUUCACUUUUUCGUUUGUGUUAUUUUUUAACAAUAAAAAGCACUAAUGGCCAACGAACUCUCCAAGCCAAUGGCCACCGUGAGCCAAGUAUACCGCGCGGUUGAAGCCGCGUUGGACGGACGAAGACUCACCAUUGUCAAGAACAUUGUGUUCAUUCUCGUGCUUCUGAAUUACUGGUCGUUUCUUUACCGCAAGUUCCUUGUCGGUGGUCCUAUUCGAGCCAUCCAGGAUUUACAGGCUUACGUGAAGCGGGCAUUUUUCAAACAAAUGCGUCGUUUACCAGCCGUGCAGGCCAAAAUUGACGCUGAGUUGGGUAAAACGCUGAAAGAUAUGGAGCAUUCGAUCAUGUCUCGCGAGGGUGAUAAUGUGGUACAGAACGUGACACUCCCAAAGCAUGGGCUCUCAGCAGAUAAAGUACUGGAAAAUCUGAAAAGCUUCCAGGAAAUGCGGGCCUUGGAUUGGGAAGGUGGCAAAGUUUCCGGCACAGUGUAUCAUGGCGGUGAAGAUCUGACUAACCUCUUGGCUGACGCCUAUCGGAUGUAUGCCGUCUCUAACCCAUUGCAUCCCGAAGUCUUCCCUGGCGUACGUCGCAUGGAAGCUGAAUCUGUUGCCAUGGUACUGAGCAUGUACAAUGCGCCAGCAGAGGGCUGUGGCACCAUGACGAGUGGCGGCACUGAGAGUAUUAUCAUGGCAUGCAAGGCGUACCGCGAUAUGUGCAAGGAUCUGAAGGGCAUCCAUUACCCUGAAAUGGUGGUACCCGAGACGAUCCAUGCUGCCUUCAUGAAGGCCUCCGGAUACUUUAACAUCAAAUUGAUCCUUAUUCCGGCUGACCCAGUAACUGGUCAAGUCAAUCUCAAAAAGAUGGCGAGAGCAAUUACAAGCAACACAAUUAUGAUUGCUGGCUCGGCUAUCAAUUUCCCUCACGGCACCGCAGACGAUAUUGUGUCGCUGGGCAAACUUGCCAAAAAGCAUAAGAUUGGUCUUCACGUCGACUGCUGUCUUGGAAGUUUCAUCAUGCCGUUCCUCGAAAAGGCUGGUCUGCCCACUGUUCCAUUUGAUUUUAGAGUUGAUGGUGUCACAUCCAUCUCGUGUGACACACACAAGUAUGGCUUUGCUCCAAAGGGCUCGUCUAUUGUAAUGUACCGUAGCAAAAAGAUUCGCAAGUAUCAGUACUUCUUGUGCUCAGACUGGACAGGUGGUAUUUAUGCUUCUCCCAGUAUUGCUGGGUCAAGACCGGGCGCAUUGAUCGCCGGCUGCUGGGCAGCUUUGAUCAACGUGGGCGAAGAUGGCUAUCUCGAGUCGUGCAGAAGUAUAGUUGGAGCACGUCAACUCAUCGAAAAUACCGUACGAUCGAUUUCUCAGCUUCAUGUCGUCGGUAACCCUAUUGCCUCUGUCAUUGCCUUUGGCGCCGCCGAACCAAUAAACAUUUACGAUGUUGGAGAUAUGCUUUCAGAGCGUGGUUGGAACCUUAGCCCACUCCAAAACCCUGCUGCACUUCACAUCUCUGUCACGUUACCAUGGGUGCCUAGUGCCGAAAAGUUUGCACAAGAUCUCAAGGAAGUCGUAGCAGAGCUGGUUGCCGAUCCAUCAAAGUCUAAGGGAACGACAGCUGGUAUUUAUGGAACAGCUGCAAGCAUUCCAGACCGGACAAUCGUUGAAGAUGUCGCAGCUGGCUUUGUGGAUCUGUUAUACAAGGCGUAAAUGUCACUCUCCUCUCCUCCUCUCAGCUUUUAUUCUUCCCUUUUCAUAUUCAAUCCAAUGCAUCUCUCGAAUCUUAGAAGCUCAACUAAUAAUACUGUCAAUAUUCAUAUUCUUAU